UCUUGAUCCUUUGAAUAAAUCAUUCAUCUUAUAUAAAAAUUGAUCCAUCUCCUCUCCUUAAUACUUUGAAUUCAUAUAGAGAAAUGUAUAAUAUUAACUAAGUGUUAGUUAUAUAAGUAAUAAGCAACUUGUAUGUGUGUUUAUGAUGAAUGUAUUACUGAUAAUAUAUACUACUUAAAUAUAAACUAUUCAGUAGAUGAUUUCUUUUCUUUUCCUUUGUUUAUAUCUCAUUUCAAAUCCAUCAUGAUUAUGAAAUAUCUUUGAAUAAUAAUAAUAAUAAAAGACAGAAAAUGACCAUUUCUAUGUUGUCCACUAAUAAUGUUUAUGCAUUUUAGUUAGAAAUAAGAACCCCUCCCCCCCAAAAAAAAAAAGAAAGAAACCUAGGAAAAUCGAUGAGACUAUAAUUUAUGGACGAUCUUUGAGGGACGCUAAAGUGACUUUGAGAGUGUCUACCUACUUAUUAGGGCUAAAUGAGGGUUAUAAACCAGUUUGAAGAAUAAGGAUUAUAAUUUAUAGUUGAUGGUAACGGUUAGGAUUUAGAUUCAAGGUUGUUUUUUUUUCUAUCAUGAAUUGACGUCAACUAUAAUGACAAAACUUUAUUUAGCCAACUGGCUGAAUGAAUUUUAUGCCGAAAUUCAAAACCUGUUAUUGUAAAUCUGAUUGAUUCGUCUAUAAAUUAUAGUCUGGCCUGUUAUAUCCGAGUGAAGAUUUAAUCAUGAGUAACUUCUGAGACAUAUGAAUUGACUAAUAUUAUCUAUACGUUCUUAUGGUAUAGCUAUUCAAUAAUUAGAUUAUGUAUAUUUAUAUUCCCCUUGUUAUAAGCUUUAUUUUGACCUCUAUAUUAUUAUUGUACGAUUUACUGUUCUUAUGUUCAGUUUAUUGACUACUGUCUCCCACGUUCACAGUCACUUUUUGGCUUUAUUGUGUACAAAUUUUAUUUCCUAUUUUACGGUGCGUUGCGGCAUGCUUGUUUGACAUAUAAACCCAGUAUGUCUGAAAUAAACGAUUCGAUUUGAUUCGAUUCGAUUCGCAUAUUGUUGAUCUGGACUCAAAUGGACGGGCUAGGCGGAUAUCGGAUCAAUAAGGACGCUAGGCUGCCCAUACCGGUCGAACGUCAUUGGUUUGGCACAGUGCUAAGAUUGUAUAAGUCGUAUUUUGAUUGAUGGAUAAAUCACGUGAUAGAAAGCCGGAUAUAAAGUCAUAACAUCGCCAGAAAAUCUUUCGAUUAUUUGAUUGAUUUUUCUAAAUUUUCAGAUCAAAAUGUGUUUCCUUGACAUAAUUGUUACGAUUAGGUUACUGUGCUUUAUUAGAAGUUGGUUUUGAAAUUUCUUCAUUGCUUAUCUUAUAAAAUAAAAUUAUAUAUAGAUUCCAGCCAAUAAUGAAUUUAAAUUUAUUUCUCAUUUAAUGAAGAGGGAUUCACAAUUGAUUGAUUACUGAUUGGUGAUCAAUGCCAUGUAUGCCAAGUCUUUUCUAGUGCAGAUCGAAUCCUAUAGACCAAAUUGUAAUAAGGCUACAAGUUUAGGUGACUCGACUAUGUUGAGAUAAGAUGGUGAAAAACCUGGACUACCUCCAACCACAUUAGCACAGAGAUGCAGUUUUCGAUCCAAAUCCCGUAGUGGUGGAGGUGGUAAGAGUAUAAGCAGUAAUCGGAAAGAUUAGGGUUGGAAGAUAUUAUUUAAAGAUUAUAAUCCAGUAAAAUAAAUUUGGAAAGAGAAAAAGAAAACGGAUAUCAAGAAUUCAGAAGAUUAGAAUUUGGGAGAACACAAAGAGUGUAUGCACCUGCGCCAUUAUAAACGAUUUUCAGCCAUGUCAUUCAAGAUCUCUAACCAUUGUUUACUAUCAUCUCGUGGAUCCCAACCAGGUAGUCUAUACCUACCAACAUGGCUCACUCAGCCCACUUGUCAAUGACUUCAUGGAUUUGUGCCAUGUUUUGGUCUGGUCGCCCCUAGCUUUCUUCCUACCUACUCCUAUACCUCUGAACAUCGUACAUCGGAUCAGUCGUUGGUUGGUCAUACGUAACACAUGGGCCAGCCAUCUCAACUGAUGAAGUUUCCCUACUUCAUCAAUUGAUUUGCCAUCCUUACCUAGUACCCGUUUCCUAACAACUGCAUUACUUACUCGAUGGUCCCAUGAUAUACGAGCAAUGUUUCGAAGGCACCUAUGAUCAAAUACUAGUAAUCCACGGAUAUCUUCUACUCUUACCGACCAUGUUUCACUGCCAUAAAUUAGGAUGGAACGAAUUGUUGUGCAGUAAACACGUCCUUUGUUUCAUAGACAGAUCAGCAUAGUGAUAACUAAUCAAAAAGUAUUUCAUAAACAAUAAUCUAAAUAGAUUUCUAUGUUAUAUAUCCAUCGAAUUGUUAUUGUUAUUGUAUAUUUAUUUUAAAGAUGACUUAAUCGACUGAACUUUAAGAAGAAUAAAAUUAGAUUUAAAAAAGUAAAUUACAAUUGAAUUGAUUUCACUUCAUUGUACUUCAUUUGAUAAACUUUACUUAUAUUCAUAUUAGAUACUAUUAAACAUGAAAGAAAGUUAUCAAAGAAGAUGUUCAUUAAAUCACCUUUCUUUUUUCCAAAAUAUUUUUAUUUUGAUCAACUUUGUUGUUAUUAUUGUCCAAGAGGAUAAUAAGGAUGAUGAUGAUGAUGAUGAUGAUGAUGAGGAGGAGGAGGAGGAGGAGAAGGAUCAUGAUGUUUAUGUAAAGAUUGAUAUUAAAUUAUAUACACUUGGCGGUGAAUUAGUUAAAUCACCUGAAAUGGUGAAAGAUCAUCAUUUCUAUGUUGCUGCAGGAAGUGAAACAUAUUUAUCACGUGAUUAUGGACAACCAUUACCUCGAUUAAUCACAGCAAGUAGAAAACCAACUCAGAAAUUCCUCUUAGUUACAAUGUGUGGUAUGGCAACUCGAACUGAUAAUAUGUCAUCAACUCAUUCGAAUAGAUCAACACCAAUAUCAAGAACACCUAUCACCGGCACCACCACCACAACAACAACACCUUACUCUUAUCAACAUCCUAACUAUUUAGAUAAAGAAUCAUUAGCUGCAACUAAAAUUCAAGCUGGUUAUCGUGGUUAUUGUACACGUAAAAAAUAUGGUAAUUUAUCAUUGAAUUCUUCUUCAACAUCAUCAAAUUAUAAUGUAACAUCUAAUAGACAAUUAUAUACAACACAUCAAUCACCAUUAAGAAAUAAUAAUGAUUUAGAGAAUGCCGCCACACGAAUACAAGCUAGUUAUCGUGGUUAUUUAACUAGAAAAUCAUUACGUGAUGAUAAUAUUACACAGAAAUAUACACCAAUUAAAAAUGUUUCUUAUCAUCAUGAUAAAAUCAAUAGAAUUAAUGAAAAUGAGAACGAUGAUAUUGAUGGGAAAGUGAAAGCAGUCACUAAAAUUCAAGCUGGUUAUCGUGGUUAUAAAACAAGAAAAUCAUUAGCCCCAUUAUUACAUUCUCAACAAAAUUUAUUAUUAUCAAAUAAAGAAAAUCAAAAUUAUUUAGAAUAUAAAUGUAUCAAUCAAGAUAAACCUAAUAAUAAUCAUUUACAUGAUUUAUAUAAUCCUGAAUUAGCUGCCAUUAAAAUACAAGCAACCUAUCGUGGUUAUAAAACUAGACGACAAUUAACUAAAUAA
Messenger RNA from Schistosoma haematobium, 3617 nucleotides. RefSeq lists its product as uncharacterized. Gene Ontology annotation, biological process: intracellular signal transduction. The record is from RefSeq and is a predicted model, not a curated record. The transcript is spliced from 4 exons. Lineage: Eukaryota; Metazoa; Platyhelminthes; Trematoda; Strigeidida; Schistosomatidae. Gene Ontology annotation, molecular function: calmodulin binding. The coding region runs from base 2520 to 3617 and encodes 365 amino acids.